AGGAAAAAAUCAAACUCUUUUUUGCAAUCCCUUUUCAGAUUUGGAUUUUUGUUUAUCCCACUCUUACGUUUAACUGAAUUUCCCCCCACAAAAUUCGACCCUUUUGCCUCCAUUGUUUGUUGAGUUCCCUUUUUUUUCCCACUUUUUUGUUCCCUGAAAAAAUCGGUUUGUCCGUGCAAUCAGGUAAAGGCUUAAUUAAUUAAAAAAAAAGGCGGCCAAAUGUUUGCUUCCGAUAUGAAUCCGGCGAGGGAUGCCGGCAGAUUUUCCACAGCAGGCAUGGUGUUGUUUCCAGUUCAAUUUACAUGGCUGUAUGGUGGAAGAAAUGUCGCCGUAUCCGGCUCUUUCAAUGGGUGGACUGAGCUCGUGCGAAUGUCUCAGGUUGAAGGUUGUCCCAAUGUGUUUAAAGCCGUUUGUGCCGUGCCACACGGUUCUCAUGAGUACAAGUUUCUUGUUGAUGGUGAAUGGCGACAUGAUGAACAACAACCUCAUAAGAACGCCGGCGAAUAUGGAAUGGUUAACACUUUUGACACUCGACCCGUACCUGCAGAGGUCGUCCCUCAGCAUCAACUUUCUGCAGUUAUAUUAAAUCAAGCAAUGCCUAGGAUUUCAGAAGAGGAUGUACAGGCUGCCCGUCAUCAAAUCUCUGCAUUUUUGGCCGCACAUACGGCUUAUGAGUUACUACCUGAGUCAGGCAAGGUUGUUGCCUUAGCUGUUGAUUUGCCCGUAAAACAAGCAUUUCAUAUUCUGGCUGAGCAGGGUAUCCCUGUGGCUCCUCUUUGGGACUUCGGCAAGGGGAAGUUUGUUGGAGUUAUUAGUGCUUCGGAUUUUAUUUUGAUUCUGAGAGAGCUUGGAAAUCACGGAUCAAACUUGACAGAGGAAGAGCUUGAAACACACACUAUUUCUGCUUGGAAAGAAGGAAAAGCAUACAUGAAUGGGCAAGUUGAUGGGCACGGAAGACCAAUUCCAAGACAAAUUAUCUUUGCUGGGCCAUCUGAUAAUUUGAAGGAUGUAGCUUUGAAGUUUUUGCAAAAUGGAGUCGCCACAAUUCCUGUCAUUCACUCAUCGUCAGAAGAUGGUUCAUUUCCCCAAUUAUUACAUCUCGCAUCGCUUUCUGGAAUACUAAAAUGCGUAUGCAGGUAUUUUAAACAUUGUUCUGGCUCCUUCCCCAUGCUACAAUUACCGAUUUGUGCUAUCCCUCUGGGUACAUGGGUUCCGAGAAUCGGAGAAUCCAACAGUCGUCCAUUUUCUAUGCUGAGACCUAACGCUUCUCUUAAUUCAGCAUUAAACAUGCUAGUUCAAGCUCGUGUAAGUUCAAUACCUAUAGUGGACGAUAAUGACUCGUUACUAGACGUGUAUUCUCGGAGUGACAUAACAGCUUUGGCAAAAGGCAGAGCUUAUACACAUAAUCUAAAUGACAUGACUGUUUAUCAGGCAUUACAAUUAGGACAAGAUUCUAACACUCCUAAUGAGCUGAGGAGUCAAAGAUGUCAGAUGUGCUUGCGUACCGACUCGUUGCUUAGAGUAAUGAAACAAUUGGCAAACCCUGGUGUCAGACGGCUCGUCAUCGUGGAAGCCGGAAGUAAUCGUGUAGAAGGCGUUAUCUCGCUGACCGAUGUUUUCAGGUUCCUGCUUUGUUAGUCCGAAAUAAUCGCAGAUGAAGUAUAAAGGAGGGGUGAGGCUUUGCAGUGGCAUUUGGACUCCCCCAUGUCUUGCAGGUGCAAUUCCAAGCCCCCGUUGUUCCGAAGAGACUGCAAUACUUCACACAGGUGAAUCGAGUCAUGUCGAAUCAAAACCUCAUUAAACCGUUGGAAUUGACCACUUGCUUUCUUGCCUGCAUAUUAUUAUUUUUGUUUAAAAUUUUAGGCCAAAGAGGCAUCAUUUGUAAAUUUAAGAUAAUUUUCAUUUUUUUUUUUGCUGCAAAAUUUGUUCAUCUAUCCAUCCCUUGCAAACCAAA
Messenger RNA from Hibiscus syriacus, 1954 nucleotides. RefSeq names its product sucrose nonfermenting 4-like protein. The record is from RefSeq and is a predicted model, not a curated record. Bases 220 to 1638 code for a protein of 472 amino acids. The transcript is spliced from 14 exons. NCBI's taxonomy places the organism in Eukaryota, Viridiplantae, Streptophyta, Magnoliopsida, Malvales, Malvaceae.